AUGGCGCCGGCCACUAAAUAUCACACCCAGGCUGAAAAGAAAGAAGCCCAUCGACUUCGGCAGAAGAAAUACCGCGAGAGCACCAGAGGAGCUCUUCUUUCGCAAGCUUACGACUCUCAUCGACACUCCCGAAAAGUGGCCAAACCUCUCCGUCUACCACCACCCCCUCCACUUCUGCUGGACCAGGCCCGUUUCGAGGUUCUCGACGACGAGAAAGGCUUCAUGUACUACUUCGAUGAAGAUUUCGAGCUUGCGGACAGCGACCUGAAGUUCUGGGCUGGCUUUCCAUUCUACGAAAUUGAAGACGACACUAUGGAUCACACCACUGCCGAAUACAAGAAGGAAACUCGUCGUCUCGAGCUCUCCGCAAACGACUUAAAGCACUUGAGCGAGAAUCAGACGGUGCUGCUCGAAAACGAAGGUGUCAAAUCCAAGCCUAUGAGGCGGCCCUAUGUUUUUGGCGCACACAUUUUCGAUGGGUUGACGCUUUUAAUCCAGAAACGCAGCCAAGAAAGCAUGCUCUUUUCUUGUGCCACUGGCAAUGGGCGGCUCGCACGGCAGCUCCAACGCGCCAAGCGUCAUCGCUCCUCCUCUCCAGACGCAUAUACCCACGUUAUCCCUUUGACGACUGGUCCCUCGACAUUCAACGCGCCUCUUGACGGAGGCAUAGAACGUGUUUCUGCUGAUAGUCGACGGACAACGUCGCAGAGCGUCUCCAUCCUACCACCUUCACCUCUGAAGCGGCUUCGAAUAGCCUUGUCAUCUUCCGCCCCCUCUCUGCCGAGUUUGAUCGAUAUCGAAGCUGACUCUUACUGUAUGGGAGGGGGAGAGGAUGACUGGACAGAAGAGCCGCUAAGAGAGACUUUUGUGAAAGUACCUCGCGUGUUACAGCCUGCGGAUGCAGCCUUGCGGGACUGGAUGCUGCACUAUCGCGACAGCUUCCUUCGAAUUCUACUCUGGCGCCAUGGGAGGGGUGAGUAUGAGGAGCUUUGCUACCACUGUGGCAAGGGGGAUGCUGUCUAUCGUUGCAAAGAAUGCUUCGGGGGGGCGCUAUCCUGCCAGGCUUGCUGCGUCGACAAGCACAUGGAAAACCCUUUCCACUUGAUCGAGUGCUGGAAUCAAGUCUAUUUCCAAUCAACCUCAUUGAAGACCUUGGGGCUACGUAUCCAGGUUGGCCAUCCCCCGCGCCAAACCUGCGACCGACCAAUCCCUGCUCGUCACGACUUUGUUAUCCUCCACCACAAUGGUAUCCACGAGGUCUCGUUAGACUACUGUGGCUGCCGAAGGUCUUCGGAUCCGUAUUUCGCUCAGCUUCUACGGGCUGGAUUAUUCCCAGCUACAACCGACAACCCAAGGACCUGCGCGACACUGUGCUGUCUCGACCGAUACCAUAAUCUCACGCUCCACGGAAAGAUAACCGGGUGGGACUUCUACCGCUGUCUGGAAACACAAACGAACGCUAAGGGGAUCAAGCCCCCCGACCGAUAUCAAAUUUUCCUUCGAAUCGCACGAGAAUACCGACACAUGCAAUCUCUCAAGCGCGCGGGGGCCGUGGUUAUGACUCGAGGGGUGUAUCAGAGACGGCGCCGGGUGAACUGGCUCUUCGGUGUCCUGCAUGUCCCCGUCCAGGCAUCAACUUGCCAGAGGAUUGGCAGAAUGCUCCGCCGUCGCAAGCGUAUGUUCUUCUUUGAGCUAUUCUUCCCCUUUACUUAUAUCAUCUUUCCUAUUAGGGGGCUCUACGUUUUCUUCUUGGCCAUGGACGCCUGCUUCCGACUCAAACGGCGCGCGAUCUCUAACGAGAUCAGAGAUCCGGCUCUCAGUAAUGGAUGGGCUUACAUGGUCGAAUGGGAACCCUACAAGUCAUACCUUCUUCACAUUGGUGAUCAGCAAGAGAUCAGUACCUGCACUGGACUAGCAGCUCUCGACUACGCCAAUACUAAGUUUUCCCGGGGUUACAGUGCUACGGGAGUUGGCAUGGGAGUAUGCGCUCGACACGAAUUUGUUCAACCAACUGGAGUCGCCGACCUUCAAGCGGGAGAGCGAUUUGGGAACAUGGACUAUAUAUUUGGGUCCAUUUUGCGGCACUUGCAUCCUCUACUUCGAAAACUAAUAUCCUACGAUAUCGCGUGCCAAUGGUGGAAAAAUCUCUUCGACCGUCUACGAAAGCUCCCUCCCAUGCUUCGACUACUUUUGGUUCUCGAAGUCUUCAUGAAGCUUUUCAUCUUUGUCGUCCCGAAACUCCACAUUCUGGGUCAUACGACUUCUUGUCAACUCUUGUAUUCGCUCAAUUACACACUAGGCGGCGCGCAGACAGAUGGAGAGGGGAUUGAGCGCCCAUGGAGCAUGAUAGGCGCGGUAGCGGCAAGUACAAGGGUUAGCGGGCCUGGGGCAAGAUCGGAUCUGCUUGAUGAUCAUUGGAGUUUUUGGAACUGGUCGAAGAAUCUUGGUUUACCAGCUCUUCUUCGAAAGCGUCUAGAUACAGCAUUACAUGAACAACAAGUUCAAAGGACGGCUUUCGAGGAAUUCUCGCUAGAUCAAGCUGAGCGUGUACCGCGUUGGAAAACCAUGGUCCAUGAAUACGAAGGAGAUAGCACGAAACCUAAUCCAUACGAGGGCAAGGUAGAUGGUCUCACCGAAGCACAAGUCCGGGAAAGGCUAGAGGCGGAAGAAGAAACACAGAGCUCAGCGGGACGACUCCGUAUCCACGAGAUUACCCCAGUCAACUUUGUCACUGACCUUCUGGAAGUUGAGAGUGAACAACGUCGCAUUGCUGGUUUGGCUGAGCUGAAGAAAGCGAAAUCGACAACAAUGAAGAUAAAUUUACGUAGUCUUCGUCGAGCUCUCAACAAACGCAUUACGAAGCUCCAAGUACCUGAAGACGCGCUGCCCGAGGAUGUUCCCUUGUUACCACCCUCGGCCUUGACGCGCUUGCAGCGGGAGAAUGGAGGUUGCGUUGACGGACUAGUUGACAUCGAGAAGACCUUGCGGGAGGCUCAGUGUCGCGCUGCGUUGGUGGGAUUACGCAAUCAGCUCCUCAUCAAAUAUCGCCUCUUGUUGUACAAGACGAAUCACUCUCGGAACCAAACGAUGAACACUCGCUCAAGGUCGUUAGUUGCUCGAAACGAGAGCAAAGUCUUGUUUUACUCCAAGAAAUACCAAGCGGCGUGGCUGGCGUUGGUGCUUAUUGCAGAUGGGAAUGAAAAGGCUGUUGGUUGGAGACGACUGUGCAAAGAGGACAUCAGAUGCCUCGAGGACUCUGAGGAAUUGGCCAAGAAGCAUGCCAAAGGCCAAAAGGCAGAGGCUCGUCGUGCUCGGGACGAACGAGACUUGCGGGCUGCCGGCAUCACUCCUCUCAAUAUUCAUCGCGUGCAACAUGAAGACUCGGAUGGGGAAGGGGAAGAUGUUUUCGCUUUCUCAGCGCCACCUCAGAAACGCUCAGCCGUUAAGAAGAAGAUGCCGGCACCAAAAGGCAACGCAAUCCAAUCCGGCGAGAGCAAGAGGGUCGUGUCGUGGAUAUGGACAACGGCUGGUAUGACAGGCUCCGACGCCGAAAUAGAGGAAGCUUAUGCUCGAGAAGAGUGGCGUCGACUGCCCGAAUCGUUUGCGUACGAGGGACAGCUUUGGGCUCAGAGGGCUAAAGAUGUUCCUGUGGGUUCCAUUCCUGUCGCAGACGCCGAGGGGAUGAUUGCAUAUGCUGUCCAGCAUCACAACAUGUACCAACAUCUGUCUCGACGAGCAGAGGUCAUACGGACACAACCCAAGCUCAGGAGGGGCGCUCGGCGGGCGAGGGAUGAUCAGGAGGCAAGCAUUUGGGUCGGAUUUGAAGCUGGGGAAGAAGGGGAGGCGGAUAUUGAUGGGGUGAUCGAACGUGAUGAUGACCUAGAUGAUAAUGGAAAUCUGAGCGACGAAGAGCUGCUACUUACUGGAGAAAUAGACGACUAA
Messenger RNA from Mycena indigotica, 3942 nucleotides. Its product is annotated as CxC2 domain-containing protein. The transcript is spliced from 14 exons. Bases 1 to 3942 code for a protein of 1313 amino acids. The record is from RefSeq and is a predicted model, not a curated record. NCBI's taxonomy places the organism in Eukaryota, Fungi, Basidiomycota, Agaricomycetes, Agaricales, Mycenaceae.